Molecule: messenger RNA, 3239 nt
Organism: Lampris incognitus (smalleye Pacific opah)
Lineage: Eukaryota; Metazoa; Chordata; Actinopteri; Lampriformes; Lampridae
Exons: 9
Coding region: 39-3239 (1066 amino acids)
Biological process (GO): G protein-coupled receptor signaling pathway; negative regulation of JUN kinase activity; protein dephosphorylation
Cellular component (GO): cytoplasm; cytosol; heterotrimeric G-protein complex
Molecular function (GO): MAP kinase tyrosine/serine/threonine phosphatase activity; G-protein beta-subunit binding; protein tyrosine/threonine phosphatase activity
Source: RefSeq, a predicted model, not a curated record
CACGGAGCCGCCCUCUCCUGAUCUCCGCAUAGACCCAGAUGCCUCCCCUCCCUCUUGACGAGCGCAUAGUGGUUAUUCAGCACCCUAAAAACUUGGCCCUGUGUGAGGGCUCUCCACAAACCAUCCCACAGCCUCCCUCUCAAAUACCAACCAUCGCAAAUGGACAAAUUCCCCACCCUCCCCAUCUUCACCAUCCUCAAUCCUACCCCUACUCGCCCUCCUGUAACUUGCUGACUCUGGAAUGCAAGCGCAGAUCUUCCCGCCAGCAGAAAUUCAAGGGCGACCAGGCUGUCGUCCCGGUGGGUGUCAGACAGAUCCCUAGCCACUGCCACAGCAACGGCACAGUGACUCUCACGCCCAGGCUGCCCUCGCACACACAUACCAUUGAUAUCAAGGUAUCAUUGGACAAAAGUGUAAAAGCUGGGGGAUCCAGUAACUCGUUACGGCACAGCAGCAGCAUCAAAAGUGGCAGAAGGAAACACAUCUCUUUACAUUUAGAUCAAGGACUGGGUGAAAGAAAAUACGGAACGACGGGGAGGCCCACUGGAGCCGAUCAAAAUUCACAGAAAAGUCCCCAUCACAGUCAGCUAUCAGCCAACCCAGGAGGGAAUCUACAGUUUGUCCCUGCCUAUUCACAACAGUGUAAGGCCAGACGGGAGAGGGAAAAGGAAAGAGCUGGUGUUACUGCCAGCUUUGUUCCCAGAAGUGACCAAGAGCUACCCUCCGUGGGUAACAGGAAGAAUUCCAAACUGGGAACUGUCCAUCAAAACCAUAAUCCUCACAACCCACCCUGUUACCACAAUGCUGUCCCUGUGCCACAUGCCUCUAUCCUAAACUCCAACUACCCUUCGACCCCACUUUCCCACCCUACCCAUGCUCCCUCCUCAUUCCAGCAGCUCAACCAGUCCCACGCGUCCCGUAGCAGGGAUCACCGCCCUCAUAUUCUUCAUGGUUUACCUCUCUCCCCCUGCUCCUCCCAUGGUGGAGCUUUCCCAAGCCCUGACCAUACCUGCACCAUAGACUUCUCACAUCCCUUCAACUGCGGGUGUUGGAAGUUGGUGCGAUGCGGAGCAUGUAAAGGGCACUCUACGAGUCGCCAAGGUGGUGGAGGAAGUCCGUCCUCGUCAUUUUCCUGUGUUCACACUGUUGGAGCAGUGAACGGCGGAGCCAAAACAAUGGGCCUGAAAACUUUAGGCGGUUGCCUCUCCACUGUCUCCACCUCCAACACCUCUUCCUCCAACAGCACUGUGUCUGACUGCCGAGCAAAUCCGUUCAAACCCCUCAGCUGUGCCUCCUGCUCCGGUGAGGCUGGAGCCUUCGAGAGUCCAGCAAUCUUUCGUAAAAAACUGGUGGGGGGAUGCCUGCCUUGUACCCCACUGUCUUCUUCAGCCCCUCUCCGAGCAUUACAGAGCUGUGUAACAGGCUGCAGUCCCAAAGCCAGUCAGACUGGCAGCUCCACCUGCAGUUACUGCAGCAGUGACCCCAUAGUGGUGACUUUUAAUCCCCGCCGAGGCAAACACCCUGGGAGAAGCAUUGGAGCAGCUCACCCAAUGGCUGUGUUCCCACCCGACGAUGAUGACUACAGUGUGCGCACAAUCUGGCCUGAGGAACUGGCCAAAAAGAUUAACCACUCCAAAGCUCAAAAGAACCACUGUGCCGGUUUGGGAAUCGGAGUAGGAAAAACUUGCGUAAGCAAGGAUCAGAAUAGUAGCAAUGGAGCAGGUCUUGUCCUCUUGGACUGCCAAAACCUCCAGCAGUUCACACAGUCUCAGCUAACAGACCAUGCAGGCCGACGCAGACUUCGGCAGGGCAAGACAGCAGCUCUUGAUUUUAUUGGUUCUGGGUCAGGGUCCAGGCGAGAUGAGGGGCAAAAUUCCCUGAAAAGACUCUUACAUAGAGAGAUGGGAAUGGGAGAUUCUACAGAGCAAGAUGGAGAUCUAGCAUAUCCUUCCUCUCCAUCUCCUCGCUCCCCUUCGCCCCCAUCACCGAUUUCCUUUUCCCCUCCACCAUCAGCCCACAACACACUCAUCAAACCUAAACCCAAACAGAGAGACAGAGAGGGAGGUCAUUCGCUUCCAUCUGCCCAGUCAUUACACCUUGUCCUAAACUCCCUUAACAGAGAGCAGGAUGAGGAGAACAGUAGAGUGCACCUUUCUUUGCCACUCUCCUCUUCAUUGCCUGCGUCUCUGUCUGAUGAGAGUAUGAUGACUCCUGAUGCAGAGAAUGCAGUGGUCAGCCCUAUCCUGCCCUUCCUGUUUCUGGGAAAUGAGAGAGACGCCCAGGACCUGGACCUGCUGCUGCACCUCAACAUUGGCUACGUGGUCAAUGUGACCACACACCUUCCCCUUUACCACGUCAACUCCGGACUAGUGCGGUACAAGAGGCUGCCAGCUACCGAUAACAGCAAGCAAAACCUGCGCCAGUAUUUUGAGGAGGUCUUUGAGUUCAUUGAGGAGGCACAUCAGAGUGGAAAAGGGGUGUUGGUGCACUGCCAGGCAGGCGUGUCUCGUUCUGCAACCAUUGUUAUCGCAUACCUUAUGAAGCACACCCUCAUGACUAUGACAGAUGCCUACAAAUAUGUGCGGAGCCGUCGUCCUGUUGUUUCCCCAAAUCUCAACUUCAUGGGCCAACUUUUAGAGUUUGAGAGGGAUCUCAACUCUGGGGUCACCCCUCGUAUCUUAAUGCCUAAGCUUAGUGGCCUGGAGACACAGUUGUACAUGCAAGUUCGCUCCUCAUCAAUUCAAGAGAUGGAAGCUUGCUGGGAUGCUGAGGAGCUGCACCCCAACAGCAUUAAUCUGAAUGCUGCUGACUUUAACACCACCAACUGGGUAGCAGCAGAGAGCGAGUGGCUCAUGCCCCGGGGCACUCGCCCGGUAUGCCGAGUCCGUAAUCCAGCCUUGGGUAAGGAGGAGACAGUGGAUGAAAGGAAAGGAGGAGAAGUGGAUGGAAAGAAGAGACAGCGGAGAGAGAAGAGGGGGAGAGAUUGCAUCUGCAGAAGAAUACAAAACGGGAUGAAAGGAGACACCCCAGUGAACAGUACCAUGAGUGUCGGCCAAGCCAGGAAGCUGGUGGAGCAGUUGAAGAUAGAGGCCAGUUUUUGUAGAAUAAAGGUGUCAAAGGCGGCAGCGGACCUGAUGGCAUACUGUGAUGCACACGCCUGUGAAGACCCUCUCAUCACCCCAGUGCCCACCUCAGAGAAUCCCUUCAGGGAGAAGAAAUUCUUCUGUGCGCUCCUUUAA